AUGCAUCCUGCACUAAUUGUACUUAUUAUUGUCGGUGUACCAUUAGGUGCUUGGGCAGCUUACGAAGGUGCCGAAUACGUCAGGGAAUGGUGGUCUGAGCGUCAAGACCGUAAAGAAUAUGAAGAGUUUGUUCGACACUACAAUGAAAAGCACACGGUCUUCCGUGACGAAUCCUUCGAUAGUGUUGAUAAUGACGAUGACGACGAACCGCUUGCAAAAAGUGUACUGGGACGCCGUGGUUAUGGUGAUGGUUAUCUGCGACACCGUCGCCAACACUCGAGCCGCAAUGCUAACAAGCACCAGUUUAUGCAUAACGACUAUGAACUCUCCGAAAUGGAAAAGACCAUCAUUGCACGACGUGAGCGAUUGGCAAAGGAACAGGCACUGUUGGAACAAGAGGAGAUGGAUCUGCACAGACGCCGGCAGUCGCUGCAGAGCAGGGGAAACAGCUUGAUGGGCAUGCCUUCACCACCAUCACUACAGUCAUCGCAACAACAACGUCAACAGCCCCUCGAAAGUAGCACCCCUAGUCUGGGAUCUAGUCACACAGCUCGAAAUAAUAAUUGGGUCUUUGCUCGUCCACCACUGCCUAUGGAUGCACCAACAUCGACAGCAGCAACACCGGCAGAUCUGGGACCGAAGCUUGGAGCUUUUGAGGCAGCCGAAUGGGAUGCUAUCCGUUAUCAGCAUAGCAAUAGCAGCGAUGAUGGUGAUGAUGAAAAUGGCGACAGUAAGCGGGGCAAUAUGAUGCGAAUGCCGGAACCACAGCAAGAACGCUCACGCAAUGUAUCGGAAUCGGAAGACAGUUGGGCGGAUGUGCAUGAACAACGGCGCCAGCGGAUGCAAAGCGGCACUUUGGAAGACGUGAUGAGCUACAGCUCGAGUCGUACACCAUCCAGCCCUCGUCAUUCGUAUGGAGUGCGCAGCAUUUCAUCCUUCGACGAUAGUGAUGGUUAA
Zychaea mexicana is the source of this 957-nucleotide messenger RNA. RefSeq lists its product as uncharacterized. Lineage: Eukaryota; Fungi; Mucoromycota; Mucoromycetes; Mucorales; Lichtheimiaceae. The transcript has 2 exons. The coding region runs from base 1 to 957 and encodes 318 amino acids. The record is from RefSeq and is a predicted model, not a curated record.